GUCUCACAGGUACAUGUAUUGCUUGUAUAUGUUAAGCGCUCCUCGGUAGAGCAAUUUAAGCAGUCAACCACACGUUUUGGAAAAAAGAGAGCAUACUGUACCUAAGUCAACAAGAAAAGGUUUGACAUAGUAACAAGCUAAAGUUGUUCCUUUUAUCUGUAGGAUGCUGUGACAGGUUGACCGAGGUUCCACAUUUUCCAUUUAUUGCGUUUACCCCUACUCUCUUUGUAAAAGAAUCUUUUUACUUCGCGCAAUCGAAAAUUCUUUCGGGAACACAUUUUGUAAUAAGAUACUUUUGCUGUGUUUGGAGUAUAUUUUUUGUCGAGUAAAUAUUAUAGAAGAAGUGUUAUGAUGCGGACCUAUUGGUAUAAUAGGAACAUUUUGCUUCGACAAAUUGCAAAAUGUGAAUAUUGUCUUGUGAUAAAUGGUUCUUCGCCUGAAAUAGUGCUACUAAGAAUCCUCAGGGACUAGCUCGGCUGCAAGAAGGCCUGCGAUUUGAACACAGAACAUGGAACAUGGGACAUGAAAAGUAUAAUAUAUCUCAAACAAUCGAGUCCUAUUCCAGAAAGCAUUUCUAAGAGAAGUUAACCGGCUUGUCCUUCAUAAAAGCUUACAGAUCGUCUUCGAAAAUAAGUCAGUAAUCUUCAAUUACCAUAAUAUUUGAUGACUAUUUCUUGGUCUAGCGCUGCCCCUUUAUAAUAAGCGCAGGUAUCCUCCGUUAUCCACAGUUAUCUACGACUGAAAGUUACUGCAAUACGGUAUUACUGGACAAUAUGUAUGGAAAGGUGGUUUCAAUGGUUACCUGACCUUCAAAGACGCCUUCAUUCCAAGAUGCUCUUGUCAAAGUUUCACGAUGUCUUUUUAAUAUACCAUCUCUAUUUACAUUUUUCUUUAGGGAAUCCCGCGGGAGAAUGAGAGUAUCUUUAAGAGGAAUGACUAUUUUGAUCAAUAGUUUUCCUAUGGUUAUGUUGUUGACUAUAGCUUCAGGUAACGUAAGGAAAGCAAUGAUCCGUAAGUGGAAACUAUAUUGGUAAUUAUGAUCAACUGCUCACACGCGUGUCGAUUUGUGGGGUAUCUUCAUGAUUCCAACGCAGAAAUAGUUUUCUUUGUCACAUUAUAUGUCAUAGAACUUCUUGCAAACGACCUGUGUCUGUGACGGGAGCCUGAGAAUAUCAUGAGUGCUUUAAAAUGAUCAUAAAAUAUUUCCCGCCAAACAGUUGUUUAUAGCAUUAACAAUAUGAUGCAAAUUUCUGACUGGGCGCUCUGCCAUGAAAGCAAAACGCAUGUAACAGCCAGUCUGUUUACAGUAAGAUUAACACAAUCUCGUUGCCAGCAGCUGAUCAGUUCAAGUGCCAUAACAAGGUAGACAUGGUUAUUCUAUUGGACGUAUCAGGGAGCAUUACAGUGAAUCAGUUUAAGAUCGCAAAGAAAUUUGCUGCUGACCUUGUAAAACACUUUGACAUUUCGAAAGUCAGGACUAAUGUGGCCAUCGCAUCAUACAGUCAAUACGUGAAAACUGGAAGGACUUUUUACGAUGAUGCUUCUCAAGAAGCUGUAUUAAAGGCGAUAGAUGGAAUCCAUUAUGAGGGAGCCGCCAGUAGACUCGAUCUUGCGUUUGGACUUGUGCAGUUUGGACUUUUCAGUGGUAAACAAGGGGCAAGGAUAUGUGAUAAAGGUUAGUAGUAACGUUGUUCUUAAAGUGGUUUGAGGUGCUGGCACACUUUAAUCCUGGGUUAUAAAAGAUAAGUCUUUUUAAUAAUGACCAUACAUUCAUUAGCCUUGAGAAUUUGCUAAUGAUUUUCCUAAUUCUCCACGCUAUUCUACUUUUCAAUGAACAAAAAUUGUUUAAUCGCGACAAAAUUCAACUUGGUCGCGAUAACCGAUCCGGUCCUAUUACCCGGGUGGAAAUUUUUCCUGUGGCUCCGUUCACAAGGCCAGCCCGGCUUUCCAUACCCGUAAAGAGACAGUGGGUACACGUAACACUGCUCGUCGAAUACCGGAAAACUUCCAGGAAAACCAGCUGAUGUCGGUGAGCUUCCCCAGCACGGCCCAUAACUUCUGGUUAUAUUGCAAGCUCAGAAAAAGUUUAAUUAGCGGAGUUUACGAUGAAAGUUCAUUCAUUAAAAGAAUCAAACAUAUCAGCUAAAUGAAUUUUAUAUCCUGCUUUGAACUUUUGAACUUCAAAGGGUAGCGAUCAAACUAGCAUAAAAAUUAAACCUUUUUUAAUAUUUUGAAUUUGAAAGCUUUUUCUUUGGACGCCAUAAUAAUUCGUAAUAAUAUUAACAUUUGAAUAUGAAAGCAAUCUUCGAACACUACUUGAGCAGGAGUGAAAAUAGGGCCUGAAAAAAUUGCUGCGGAGAUCACUUUCAUAUUCACGUCUUUAUCCGCAGUUCAAAUAUACGACUUUCAUAUAUUCAUAGUCGUUUAUUCACCACUUCACGGGUUUAUUUGGUACCAACUGUUUCGUUUAAUAAAUAGGCGUUGCCUCGUGUUGACAGAUUUAUUCGAUGACAAGAAUCGUGAUUGACAUUAAUUCAAUAGAUUGAUUUAAAAGCGUUAGAUUAUUAUGUUUUAAGUCAGUUUUUCAGCAGAAUCGAAGUGAGAAAGAAGUUAUUUUGUUAUCGUUUUUCUGUCUCUAAAUCCGCUUACCUGGAGAAUCUGCUAACCCGUAAAGUGAGACUGUUGUAACAACCCGCCACAGAAGUAAGUUUAUAUUGAAGUUUUUUAAUUUAGUUACAAGAUAAAGACUUGAUUUGCGUUUAAUAACAAAACGUCAACCGCCUUAUCUGAAAACUUAAAGAGAAAUUUUUCUUAUCACUUUCGAGGUAUUCUUUCAUUUUCAGACGACAUACUUCAUGACUUUGGUAUCUAACUUCAUCCACAGGUGUAAAGAAGGUUGCAGUGUUUGUGACAGAUGGCAAGAGCACUAGAGGAGUAGAAUUCACAAGACAGAGUGCUGAUUCAUUAAUAGAGAGAGGUAUCACCUUAUUCUCUGUGGCUAUCUCUGAUCACGUUGAUGAAGAUGAACUUAACGAGUUGGCAAGUACGCCAAGAAAAAGCCAUCAGCUUGUUAUAGACACCCCAAGCAAGUUCUUCACAAAAGAGCAGGUUGAACGCUUCGCAAAGGAAAUUUGCAAAAUCGACUAAACGAUAAUAUUUCACCAUAGAAAGCUGAUAAAAUUUCAACAACGACGUCUGCU
Molecule: messenger RNA, 3200 nt
Organism: Pocillopora meandrina
Lineage: Eukaryota; Metazoa; Cnidaria; Anthozoa; Scleractinia; Pocilloporidae
Source: the annotation of a GenBank genome assembly